Molecule: messenger RNA, 5388 nt
Organism: Chrysemys picta bellii (western painted turtle)
Lineage: Eukaryota; Metazoa; Chordata; Testudines; Emydidae
Source: RefSeq, a predicted model, not a curated record
AUAAUUGAAAAUCCAUUUCUGUUCUGUCAGUGGCAGUCGGUCCUCUAAAACAUUCAAACCCAAGAAGAAUAUUCCUGAAGGCUCCCAUCAGUACGAGCUCUUGAAACAUGCAGAAGCAACCUUGGGAAGUGGUAACCUUAGACAAGCAGUUAUGUUGCCAGAAGGAGAGGACCUCAAUGAAUGGAUUGCAGUUAACACUGUGGAUUUCUUCAAUCAGAUCAAUAUGUUAUAUGGGACCAUCACAGAAUUCUGCACGGAAGCAAGCUGUCCAGUGAUGUCUGCUGGACCAAGGUAUGAAUACCACUGGGCAGAUGGUACCAAUAUAAAGAAACCAAUUAAAUGUUCAGCUCCGAAGUAUAUUGAUUAUUUGAUGACAUGGGUUCAGGACCAGCUGGAUGAUGAAACCCUCUUUCCUUCAAAGAUUGGUGUCCCUUUUCCUAAGAACUUCAUGUCUGUGGCAAAGACUAUAUUGAAGCGUCUGUUUAGGGUCUAUGCCCAUAUUUACCACCAGCACUUUGACUCUGUGAUGCAGCUCCAGGAGGAGGCCCAUCUCAACACCUCCUUUAAGCACUUUAUCUUCUUUGUACAGGAGUUCAACUUGAUUGACAGGCGUGAGUUGGCUCCUCUUCAGGAACUAAUUGAAAAGCUAGGAUCCAAAGACAGAUAAAUUUUCCCUGGAAGAAUUCUUUCUGCUUUCAAACAUGGUUCCUCUUUCUUGCUUCAUAUACAGCUGCAGCUAUUUCUUUACCACUUUGUCUUUAGUGGCACAAACCCUGAGUAACCAGGUACCACAGCUAGCGGGUCUAAAACAGAUGCUUUCCAGUCUAGCACAGUUACUGCCCUUCUUCCAUCUUAGUAGCUGGUGUGGGGGCUUCAUUGCAAAGAGGUACCAGGUCAAACUUCAUGUAAAAUCCAAGGUCUGCAAUUCAGCAAAAGUGUCUUCAGAGCAAAGUAGCUAUGAAUUCUAAGAGCUACUUUAUCAGAUCUUUUACUUGGAAAGGUGGGGUUCAUGAUUGCAUUAAUCCCUGCAAUGUCAUAAUUUUCUAACUGAACCAUAUUUUGUCAAUCUGUAUAAAUUGAAAAUUAUGCAAAAUUUCACCAAUGCAGAACUACAUCAUUAUAGUUUGCAUUAGCAGUUCCAGAAUUAACUUUCUGCUCUAGAAAUUGGAUGGAUAAGUACUUUGAGACCUCAACUCAGCUUGCAGUUUUGGGCGUAUGAGGUUUUGUGCACAACCCCCUAAAUUUGUAUGCAUGGAUAGGGGAGCUGUUUACCUAAUGUUCAAGUGCACCUUCAGGAGUUUGGAUGCAUAACAUUUACAGGACAUUUGUGGAAAAAUUUGGCCACAUAACACUUAAUUUUUCAAACACUUCCACAAAUGUGGCUGCUGUAAUUUAUCUGACAUGAAACAACAGAUGGUAAGAAUUCUGUAGAUACUAUAUUUGGCUAGAAAUUGUUUGCAAAACUGCAAAUGCAAAUAUUUUGGUUUGGGUUUUAUUCCAUCCAGCGUUUAGUUGCUCAACAAAGUUCCAUUUUAAAGCUCUGUUUGCUAGUAUAAAAAUUGUUGAAUACUUCUGAUAAGUGCAUUACGUUAUGAACUUCGAUAUUCCACUGUUUUCUAUGUAGGAAAUAGAACUAUUUUUGCAAAUUUUAUGAUGGAUGCAAUUUAUACUUAAAACACACCGCAUUUUUAUCUCAUAGAACUAGACUGUUAAUAGGUAUAGGUUGGUAUAUGUAGCUUCAGCAACCAAAGCAAUUUAAAAAACAAUCUGGUAUUCAGUUAUGACUUUGAAUUGCACACACACAUAUAUGUAUGUGUGCCCCCUGUGGAUUUUUGUUUGUGUACACCAUUUCAAAUUCAUAUGUAUCUGUGGUUUUUAAAAAAAGGAAAAAGGUAACUUAAUUCACUUAAACUCAUUGUGUGGCUUUCAAAACCUUUUUUUAAAAAUGCUGGAUCAAACAUAGGAGGAAAAACUACUGGUGUAUUCCUUAUGAGUGCUUUUAUUUUAUUUUUUUUAGAGUAGUUUGUUUUAAGUUUGUAUCUAGAUGCACUUUGAAUUUGCCUUAGAGCCUUAAGUAAAAUAGUAGACUAGCCAUGAAUUGCAUGGACAUGAGUUAUGAUCUAAAAGUGACUAAGAUAAAGCAAAAUAGAGCCCAUCUAAAAAAACCCAGAUGAAAAACUUAAGACUGGCACAAAAGCGUAAGUGUGGAAGCUUAAUUACAAGAGAAACAAUCUCCAUGUUCCCCACUGUGAACUGCGGAGUUUUCUUUUUUUAAAUAAGUGUCACCAUUAUCUAAUGGGAUUAGUACUGUAUUUUGACAAAUUAAAACAGUUGCGCCAGCACCAUCUGAUUGUGAAAAAUCUGAGCUGCAGAUACCUAGUUUCUUUGCUGGACUGUGAGACAUCAUGAGUAUCAUUAACGGUGUUUUGCUUAAAAAAACAUUCCAUUCUAAAGGCCUGAUCCUGAGUUGUUUUGAUGUUACUUGUGGCAUGUGUCAUUCCAGGAGAGAAACCUGAGGCUGACAGGUCUCAAGAGCUUGGAGGUAAUUUUGUUUUAAUGCAGUAUUGAUUUACAUUAUUAAAUACUAGUAUCUUAGAAACCAAGUUAACUUGUAGGGCAGACUUUGCAAUUCAGAGAUGAAAGGGUCCUAGCUAGGACAGGUGACAUGUUCCACCCAUAAUAAGUGGAAUUUUGUGUUGAAACAUCAAUAUUUCUUUUCAGGUAGCUUUGGCUUUUAAUUUUCCUUCCUGGUGUAGGGAGUAGCCAGCGUUUUUCUUUUUAAAUAAUCUAGUCCCCUAUGCUUCUUCUGCCCAACCUACUACAAUGGUGCAUGGGAGAAACACCAGAAAAAGCUGGGCUGGAGCUGUGCAGAGGGGAAAGUCAGCACCCUGGGGAUGGUCCAUUCCCCCGCCACACCUCACCAACUUUGCUCUUUCUGCACAGCCACUUUUUUUUUCCUCUUUGCAAGCCUGUUACCUGUGAACUGCAGUUCAAAUGUGUAAAAUUAAUGGUGCUUAAAGCACCAGUAAAUCCACUGCACGCUGUGUAAUUCUCCCCACUCUCAGGGAUUGUGAAGCUCCUGAAUGGGCAAGCAGUCAUGGCACUCUGCCUACUGGUCCAGGAGAGCACUGAGGGAGAGUCCCACAUGACUGCCUAGGGAUCUGCGGGGUUGAAAUCCUGCAUAAAUAUGGAUCCUGUGCCACUUCUGCCUUUGCUGGCCCCUCUGCCCCUACUGGAACCCUAUAGAAGAGUGUGUGAGAUGAUUGCUUACCCAUACCACUGUUCACCCUACAUGUCAAAGCAACUAGUUUAUACUGGGAGAUUUCAAAAGUAUGUAUCUUUUUUACAAGAUGACUUUAUUUUCAAUCUCAGAUGUCUAAAAUCCAAACUUUGUAACUCCAGUGACCCACUGAAUUCUCUCUGUAAAAUACAUAUAUAGCCUGUUCCCAAGAUGAAGUCAUUUUUGCCACAUUUCAGCUGAUUUGUUUGUCAUCCUAUCUUUGAGUCCCUGAGUGAACAGGCCAAUGCCAUAAAGUAAAACAUUGCCAAAACUAUUUUCUAUCAGUAUUUUUCACAACUUGUAUUCUUGCUUAGCCAUUUAUCUGCUAUCACACUGCACACGCCUUGACCAAGCACUGCUGACUAAGAACAAAACAUGCUGAACAAACUAGUGCUCACUUUGAACAUCAUAAUUAACUUCUGAAAAGUACAGUAGUCAUUAACUUUGAAGUGUGGACAUGUGCUAGUGGACAAAAGUAAAAUUGUAUGGUUUCAUAUACGCUUUGGCUGUGAUUUCAAACUGACUCCGUUUACAAAAUUGAAAGUCUUUUUUCCAACUCAUUCUGGGGUCUGAAAGAUCAAGACAGAUGCUUUGUCCAAAGGCAGGAAUGUUUUUAUAGAAGACUGAUUGGACUACAGUGGUUGAAAUGGCUUUGAAGGAAUUCACUUUUUAAUCUGCCCGUCCCUUCUGUUGUUGUUGUUAGAAUCAGUCAAAUUCAAAAACCAUUCAGGCUCGGUUUGCCUAGGGUCCAGUGAGCUCUGAUUGAAGUUAAUGAGAAUGGACAGCAUGCAGCACACUGCAGCAUCUGGCCUUUACAUGUAAGGGAAAACUGGCUAAAAGCUUUUUUGAAAUCAUUCUGCUUCACCAACCCUAAAUGGACAGAUAAGUAGCUACUUAAGUUUACAGUGUUUGUCAAAAAUUGUACAAAUAACCUUAGUUUAAAACCACACUGUUCUAGGGUUAGCCUGAGAUGUUUUUAUGUAAAUUGCUCAUAUUUAAAACCUCAUAAUAGAACUGUGAAUAAAACUUGUGGUUUUUGCUUGGCAUCUGUAAUGAGUAAGCUUUUGCCCUGGCCUUGCACAAAUCCAACUUUUUCGAUAGUUUAGUUUUACCUUAAGUGCUUCUGUAUUUGUUCUGAGCUUUCUUGCAAUGAAUAGAUUUCAGUAUAGGUGAUUACUCAACCUUUUCUUCCAUUAUAAAGAAAUGUUGCUGUGAUCAUUGAGAAAGGUAGGUAAGGCUUCAUUUGUUUUAAGGCAAAAGAACUUUUUCUAGUUAGCUUUAAGCUGUAUUUUGUUCCUAGCUCAAAUCUCUGCCCUCUUCCAAGGCAGGCACUGGUCACGCCAGGGAUGAGGGGCAGAUUAGUGGAUGGAUCUCACUUGAAACUCAGCAAGCAUCCAAUUAAUACUGAAUAUCCAGUAAUCUGCUUCAACAAACUCCUGACAAAACUAUUGGGUUUCUCUGUUCAGAUUCUAGAUAUUUUUCUGAAUUGCACUGUUAAUUUAAGAAUUCAGGAGGGAAAUUAAUCAUUUAGAGGGGUAGGCUGUUCCAUUUGUUAAAGGAAGAAUUGACAGUGUUUGAGAAAUCCUGUACUAGAUUGACUUUUUGAAGUUUUUUAUAUUUAUAUCAAUACACACACUUCCUCAGGAUGGACUAGGGUUGCAAGGUUCUUUCAUGCAGCUGUUUCAAGUAGGCAGAAAAGUUUGUUCAGACAAUGUUGAUACAUCUUAACUUGCAUUGCUGGUGAGUGGUGCUGUGACUCAAAACUGGUUACAGUAUUUAGACCUCUUGCUACUUUCAGUGUUAGGGACAAACUUUAACUACAACUCAAUACUGCCGCUGUACCUUGUGUGUUUUCCUGCAUGUUUCCUUCAACUUGACUAAACAGUUAGUCCAUGGCAAAAAAAAAAAAAACCUGUUUGCAUCAAUUAACAUUAGUGAAUUUAAUAUGAAAAUUUUAUAGUAUUUUUACAUUAAUAGUUAUAAGUUUUUACUUACCUGGGGCUUUUUUGGGUUACUUUUAGGUAAAUUUAUUGUACUUUUUACAAAAUAUUUUGUAUCUACUUUUGUAACUUCCAUUCAAUCAAAUAAUAAAGCAUGUGGUAUUCAAA